GCCGUGCCGUCCCAUGCCGGAAUCCGCGGCUCGCCGCGCUGGCGUAAGUCUGUCGGGGCAAGGCUCCGAGAAGCUGCCGGCAUGGGUACCAGGACCCCAACCUCCGGGGCACCGCGAGGCGGCCUUCGGAGCGGCCUCCGAGCCGAGCCCCUUCGACACGUCGCCCCGCCUGAAGGGCUACGCCGAGAACCUGUGGCGGCGCUUCCCCGAGGUGUUCCUGGUGCUGGGGGCAUCUGGCAUGGAGGACGUGUCCUGGCAGAACGAGGCCGUCCACCACCGCAUCAUCGAGACGACCUCCUGGAAGGUCAUCGAGAUCGCGCUCCCGCGGCGGGGGCAGCCGCCCAGCAGCGCGUGCCUGGAGGACGCCGCGAGGGGGGCGGACGUGCAGCUGUUCGGGCAGGGCGCGACCUCCGACUCGGACCUUGAGACAGACGGUGACUUGCACGACUACGUCGAUGAGGAGAUACGGACGACCCACGGAAUGGCGAUGCUCAGGCAAGAGACGCAGGCAACGUGGACCGCCGCGUCCACUGCAGCACCACUGCUGGCGGCGAGCACAGGGGCGGCCUCAUCGACAAGCGGCGCGACAGCGGGGGCUCCCGCGGCGCCCGCGGGGACAGCCUCGACCGGCGCAGCAGCGGGUUCAGCGUCCGCAGCAGCGUCCACAGCGCCUUGCACAGCGUCAGCGCCACGGAGCACCAGACGAGCGGGGGCAGCAUCAGACGCGAGAACCACGACGGCAGCGCGGAGGAGGCCUCUCGCCGAUCUCCACCAGCAGCAGCAGCCUGGCGAGCCGCCGGGAGGAUGUGCCACCUGCGACCCGUGGUGA
This is a messenger RNA of Prorocentrum cordatum, 829 nucleotides long. The record is from the annotation of a GenBank genome assembly. NCBI's taxonomy places the organism in Eukaryota, Dinophyceae, Prorocentrales, Prorocentraceae.